This is a messenger RNA of Octopus bimaculoides (California two-spot octopus), 8224 nucleotides long. Its product is annotated as citron Rho-interacting kinase. Gene Ontology annotation, biological process: peptidyl-threonine phosphorylation; actomyosin structure organization. Gene Ontology annotation, molecular function: ATP binding; protein serine/threonine kinase activity. Gene Ontology annotation, cellular component: cytoplasm; cytoskeleton. The record is from RefSeq and is a predicted model, not a curated record. NCBI's taxonomy places the organism in Eukaryota, Metazoa, Mollusca, Cephalopoda, Octopoda, Octopodidae.
AUGGAAGUAGUGGAGUUGACAACCAAUUUAAGACUUAAAAGUGGUACUCUUUCAGAUCUCUGUGAUUUUGUAUAUGCUGACCUCAAAAAUAACUUCACAAACCCUGUGUGGCUUGCAAAUAGAACCAUUGUUACUCCAACAAAUGAAGCAGCACAAUUUGUGAAUGAUUUUCUGUUGACCAAGAUCCUUGGUGAGCUAAAAAUAUACAGAAGCUCAGAUACAGUUGAUAAUGAAACUUUGUAUUCAAUUGAGUUCAUCAACAAACUUACACCAUCAGGGUCUCCACCACACAUGUUCAAACGGAAGAAAAAAUGCUGCAUAAUGCUUCUGAGAAAUUUAGAUGCUACUAAUGGACAUUGCAAUGGCACACUCUUCAUCAUUGUCAGUUUACAUGAUCAGGUUACUGAUGCUGAGGUUGCUUCUGGUCCUUAUGCAGCAUCAACUCUGCUAAUCCCAAGAAUACCACAUGUAUCUCAAGAAAUGCAAUUUCCAUUCACAUUUACACAUAAACAAUUUCCUGUCAAGCCAGCUUUUGCUUUGACAUGCAACAAGGUACAGGGACAGACUUUUGAACAAAUUGGAAUAUAUCUUCCAACACAAUUCUUCUCACAUGGUCAGCUGUAUGUUGCAUUAUCUAGAGUUCAAAAGAAGGCCAAUGUAAAAAUAUUGGCUGAAAGAAAUGGAAACAAUAAGGAAAUCAGGCAUAAAGCCUUACAUAUAGAAGGGACAUUCCAAGGACAGACAACACAAACAGAUGCAGAUACCAACAUUCUAAAUUCUCUGACUCAAAAGCUGAACACUAAUAAAUCUGACUACAUUGAUGAAAUUAAUGGAUUGCGAUGUCAACUUGAAGAAGCCAAGAAGAAACUAAACAAAUGCUUUCACCAACUAUCUGUUGCUGAGAAAAGAGGGUCAAAGCUGGACAACGAGAAAACUGAAAUGAAGAAAUCACUGUGUAACAAUAAAGAAUACGAAUCUCAGUUGAAGGAACUGUGCUCAAAACAGGCAGUAGAAUUGGACCAUUUACGUGAGGAGAAUCGGAAGAUCAAAGAUAACUGGCAAGAAGCAAUGGAUAAGUUUGAACUGAUAUUUGGCGAAAAGGUUGACUUAGAAAGAGUUAUGGAACUUCUACAGAGUUCAUACUGUUUAGAAAAAUAUCGCUUUGAAAGUAUGAUGGGGCAACAGAUGAAACUUAUCGACUACAUGCACGCACUAAUACCUGAUAGUACUGCUAAAAAGAAAAAGUGUUCUAGAUUGUUUGGGAGCUUCAAAAGCAAAGACUGUAUGAAUAAAACCCCAGUGCAUGCCGGUGGAGACUUGUACACUCAAGUAGAAGCAGAAAAGAAGAAAAAUGCUAAACUGCAAGAACAAAUCGAGAAAAUGAGGGCUGAAAAUUACCAACUGGCCUCUGAAGUUAUGAAACUGAAAACUGGUGAUACAGAUGCACAUGAGUUUCUUACAGGAAGAAGCACUCUAUCAGACCCUACUGUUAUAUCAACUAUUAGCAAUUCUCCAACUGCCCACACACUGUCCAAGUUAACUUCCUCAGUAUCAUCCAGUGGCUUGAGCAAGAGUGCACCUGGCACUCCCAUGGCCCCUGCUAAGCCACCUCGUGCUAGGAUGAAUCACAACAUACCACAUCGGUUUGUUUCUGGUUACAACACGCGUGCAACUAAAUGUGCUGUGUGCCUUGGAAAUGUUCCAUUUGUUUCACAAGCAAAGAAAUGCGAAGAAUGUCAUAUUGUGUGCCAUAUGAAAUGUGCUUCACAAGUGCCACCCACCUGUGGACUAUUACUGGAAUAUAUUCAGAACUUUACAUCUUGUAUGCGUAGAAUUGAAUCUUCUGACACUCUGAAUUCGAGUCAAACAAAUCCCUGUGAAAUCUCAAGUUAUCUUAAGAUCCAAAGAAGUGGUAAAAAUAGCUGGGAUCAGUGUUGGGUGAAACUUGAUGGAAAUAUGUUGAUGAUUUACAAUGAUGAAGACGACUCCUCACCUAUUGACUCUUUUGACUUGUAUCCAACCACAAACAAUGAAGUGGUGGUUCACAGUGCUGUGACAGCUGCUGAGCUUCCUAACACCGCUACUUCCGAUCUGUUGUACAUCAUGAAAGUUGAAGAGAUUCCAGACAACACUUGUUGGCCGGGCAAAAAUCUCUACCUCAUGUGUAUGAAUUUCUCAGAUAAGCAGCGCUGGGCUGCUGCAUUGGAAGCUGUUGUUAAGAAGAGAAGCAGUGCCAACAAACAGACGCGGUUGAUGCACACUGUUGUUCUGCAGUUGAAUGAUGCCUUCAAAAUUGAAUUGAACUGUUGUCUAAUCCUUAACAAAAAGUAUUUGCUUCUUGGUGGUGAGGAAGGACUCUUUGUCAGUGAAAUCCAAAAUUCUUCUUACUCCUUGUACAGUACUCCAGUUAAGAUAUGUGGUGUUGGCAGUGUUUAUCAUAUGCAGUCUGUAUCUUCCUUACAGUUAGUAGUCCUUCUUGUCGGAGAAGAUCGUGCAUUAAUAGCAAUUAAGAAAAAAAGCCUUAAGAACAAGCAUUUCCAUAAGUUGCCAAACCAGUCCAACCCUAUCCCUUAUGACACUUUAGACAAAGUUAUCCGUUGUACAGUGUUUGAUGUUGGCAUGUGGGAGGAAUGUGUUUACCUUUGUGCUGGCAUGAUUGACAGAAUUGUCCUCAUGAAAUACAACCAUGGAUUGGAUCAGUUUUGCGUCCGAAAGGAAUUUAAUAUCAUUGCUGAACCUUGCAGUUGUGUGUGUGUUGCAGAUAAAUUUGCCAUUGUUGGCACUGACCAGUUUAUGUGCAUUGAUUUUGAAAAUCCAUCUUUGAAAGAAUAUUUAGACAGCAAGGAUCCAUCUUUUAAAUGUAUAUAUGACAAUACAAGCUUACCUUUGAAUGUUGUGAAAAUUUCUCCACAAGGAGCGCCACUAGAAUUCUUGCUCUGCUAUUAUGAAUUCGGUGUUUAUGUGGACUAUAGAGGUCGUAGAAGUCGGUCAAAUAACUUAAGAUGGAGUGGUGUACCUUUGACAUUUGCCUAUCAUGACCCCUAUCUCUUUGUCACUUACUUCAACUUUGUUCAGGCCAUUAACAUCCCCAUGAACAGAAGCCAGAUAAAAGGAAAGCAAAUGUCAUUUGUAAAAGUGAGACCUCGUUAUCUGGGUAGGGCUCCAGGGAUGGGCUCUGCAUUUUUCGCUUACAUCUGCCAGCAACGUACAGAGGUAUUGUGUUUGCGUGGUGGCAAUCAUGACCAGGUUCAGCAGGAAGACAACUGGGACACUGAUGUAGAUCCUGAUGAUGAUGCUCUUCCAGGUUCCCAAAGACAUGUACGUUUUGUCAGCCCUGAGAAAGCAAGGCGCAUUAGGAAAAGUAGUUCGUGGUCUUCAUUCGAUGGUCUUGAGCCCAACUGCACCAGUGCCUCGGAGUCUUCAAGCUCUUCUCAAGAUGCCCGACAUUUGUAUGCAACAAUUAGGAAAAAUGGAAUGAAGAAUCAGUACCAUUACUGAAAUCAAUACAUCUUCAGCAUUUGGACUAUUGAUACCCCACUACUUUAUUCAUGAUCAUCAUUGAAGUUAUUUUUUUGUCUGCAUUGGUCUGUUUUGAGGUUCUUUUUCCUUCAAUUAAGAUUGUACAGUGUUGUAAAUAUAUCUCCUACUGUCUCCACAUUCUGUUCACUUCAAAGCUACAUUUUAUUGUCCCUCUCAGUUUCAACUAUUUUCUCCAUUUCAGUCCCUUUAAGCCAAAAAAAAAAACAACAAUAACAUCAAUAAUAAUAAUAAUAAUAAUAAUAAUAAUACCAACAACAACAAUUACAAUAAUGAUAAUGAAAUAGAGUAAAACGGAGCACAAAGUUCUUAAAAAAUUAGUUUAUGGUAAUUACUGCAGUUAAUUCCAGCUUUUCGAGUUUUCCUUUUAAAUCAAUUUACUCUAUCAUUAUCCUUAGCUGUUUGAUAUCAUUAUCCUUAGCUGUUUGAUCAUUAAAUAUUAUAAUGUGCAUUGUCGAUCAUUGACAGGUUAAUAUGCCAUGUCCUAGGCUGCUUGUGACAUGCCAUGUUUUAUGGCUGCUUGACAAGCAUUGCUUAAGCAAAAGCCAAGUGAUAAUUAGAACUAUAUUUUAGAUAAUUCUACGUUAUGUAGCAUUUUAUUAGUUAGGUAUGAUGUUAGGUUCAUGCACCAUAUUUUUAUUUUCUAAUUUUGAUCUGUGAUGAAAUAACUCUACUUGAAACACUGGUCAUUUCCUCAUACAUGAUAUAAACACUGUUCUCUCUUCUUCCAUUGGUAACUACAAAAGUUGUUUCUGAUCUAAAUAGAUAAUUAGAUAAUGGAAGAUUGUUCUACAAGGCAGUAAUAUAAGCAAUAAGUUGAGCCCUGGACAGAUAUAUUAUUUGUUUUAUAUGUUAGAUGUAUUAAUUGUUUCUGAGCAGGUUUAAUAUGUUAUUUCAGUUGACAUGUUAUCAGUUUGCAAUUGUGUAAUGCAGUGACUUUGCAAACAUAUAAAGUUAUUUGUUGUCUCUGUUUAGUAUUAUUAAAUCCACUUGAUAAGUGAGUCCAAGUCAGUUGACCUCUGGAAAGGAAGUUAGCUUUCAGAAAUUGUCACUUGAAAGACACUGUCAACACUUGAUGGAAGUAAUGAGAUGUAAACUCCCAACUUGAGAAAUGUUAAUGUUAUUUUUAAUUAACCAUACAAAAAUUAUUUACUGUUGCCAUGAGAAGUCAAAACAACUUAUUGGGGCUAUUUGGUUGUUUUCUUUCCCUUUAUCAUGACAACACCAGUGCUCUGAGAUGCCAGUCAAUUCCAAAAAUAGUCCAACUCUUUUAAAUUAUAGAAGGCAAUCCAGAAUCCAAAUGAAAUAAUGAUGGUCUAUGUCAGCUGCAGUUAGUUUGUAGAAUGGGUUCUUAGAAGAAUUUAAUUAAGUUCAGUUGUUAUGAGGAGUGAAAUAACCAGUUUAUAUGUUCAUUAUGAUAAUAUAUUCCUUUCUAAAAAGACAGCAAGAGCAAGCUGCCUUAUUGCUGAAAUCCUUAACCCUUUCGUUACUGAAUUUAUUUUGAGAUGCUCUGUGUUUCCUUCAAUUACUUUAAAUAUAACAAAAAAUUUAGUAAAAUAACUUAGUUAUCAUUCAGCUAGUGUUAGGAACAUAAAUUGUGACUAAGGUUUGGUGGAAGAUUCUAAUUCAAAACUUAUGAAAAUAAGACAUUUGUACUCAGAGCCAGAGCUGGUUUCAGCCAGGUUGGUAAUAAAAGGGUUAAGUUGAAAUGAAGCCUGACUCUUUGUAAAUGUUUCUUCAUGGAUCUCCAGCAAGCCAACUCCUACUAGUAUGGAAAAUGGAUGGAAAAUGAUGAUAGGAAGAAAAUCCUUUGGUAAUUACAGAUGGAGGCCCUUAAAUUUAACCCUUUAGCAUUCUCAUUACUCUUUCAAAUAUAAUGCUUAUUUAUUCACAUUGUUUUGAAUUAAUCAUGCAUUAUCUCAUAGCUUUGAGAUUUCGAUGAUGUGACUGUUUAUUUUUAGAAUGAUAUUGCAGGGUAGGUGUGAGAGGCCAGAUCUGAUAAAAUAUUUGAGUUAGAUAUGGCUGGUUUAAAUGCUAAAGGGUUACAGCUGGAAUCUUAUCAUGAUCAACUUUGACUUUCGUUUCCUCAGGGGUCCAUAAAAUGAAUUAUCAAUCAAAUACAAAGUCAAUUUAAUUAAAUCUUAUCCCCAGCAGCAAAGUUAGAAAGUGUUAAUUAUAUUAAUAAUCAUACAUAAAAAUUUUUAGAUUGAACCAGUCUCUUUUCAUCAUUACCAUCAUCAUAUCAGUGUUAAUUUAUUUGAGGCAGCAAACGAGCAGAACCAAUAUGUUCUGAAUUCACAUCCUGCCGAGGUCAGCUUUACCUUUCUUCCCUUUGCAGUUGAUAAAAUGAAGUACCAGUCAAGUACUGGGGUUGAUGGCAUUGAUUUGUCCCCUCCCCUCAGAAAUUGCUGGUCUUGAAUUCUGCAACUGUCCCAUUCAGUGGGUAAUGUUAUAAUUUCAGUCACUGAUAUAUGCCAUGGAAACUAGGUAACUGGCCUUAUAAGUUCUAUGCCUCAAGAAAAUCUAAAUAAAGAUUUAAGGACACCUGCAACCCUACCUUUUCGUACAUGAUAAAUACACUAUCUUUUCACUCUUAUCAUUAAUAAUUGUUAUAAUUGUUCCUAGUUUAAAUUUGUAAUAUCAAACUUCAGUGAGGGAUGGCAGCUAAAUGAAACUUUUGUUAAUGAGUUUGUUGAAGUAUAUUGGAUAAUAAUGUCUGUGGAUUUAAUAACCCAAACAGAUUUACUUAGUUUUUUUUUUUUUUUAUGAUUUUUAAAUUGAAGGUGCAUGGCUCAGUGGUUAGAGUGUCAGUCUCAUAAUCAUGAGGUAGGGAGUUCGAUUCCCAGACCAAGCUGUGUGUUGUCUUCUUGAGCAAGAUACUUUAUUUUUAUGUUGCUCCAGUUCACUCAGUUGUAGAAAUGAGUUGCAACGUCACUGGUGCCAAGCUGUAUCGGCCUUUGCCUUUCCCUUGGAUAACAUCAGUGGUGUGGAGAGGGAAGGCUGGUAUUCAUUGGGCAACUGUUGGUCUUUCACAAACAACCUUGCCUGGACUUGUGCAUCAGAGGGUGACUUUUUAGGUGCAAUCCCAUGCUCAUUCAUGACUGAAGGGGGUCUUUACCUUAGAAAGGGGGAAGAACACUAUGCCAUUGCUGUGUUGUUACUUCUUUCUAGUUUCUAGUUAUAUUCUCUACUUGUCACAUACUUUUACACAUUUAAAAAUGUUGGCUCUGCUCAAACAUAGUUAUACUCUUUGACUGGUUUCGACUACAGUUGACUGUGGCCAUGCUGGAGCUAUUCAAUGUCUGGAAGUGUUUCUUAUGGAAUUGACUAGAAUGUAAUAGGAAAACACCCCUUAUUAUGUCUCCUAGAAUUAUAUAGAGAAUGUUAAACAUACCCCCAAUAACUCAAAAUUUAGCACAGUCUUGUUCUCUUCAUGACAUUUUAUCAGGAUUUCAAGGAUUAAAAUUACACCAGAAUAGGACUUCACUUUUGUUACUUCCCAGUAUUAUUAUUUUGAUAACUAUUAUAUUCUAUAUUAGUUAGAAGAAAUGUUGUUUUCAGGUUUGGUGACAACACGUCUCCUCAGAUCUCAAGAUUCUUUCUUAAGAUUCUUGCAGUUUUCUGCAGGUUGGCAACUGGAGUCUCAAUUCAAAAAUCUUUCACUAUUAUUAUUAUCAUUAUUAUUAUUAAGUGUUAAUUCAAUCAAAAAGUGUCAUUUUUGGCCACUCCAUAAGAUAAUGGUUCAGAUUGAGGAAAUUUGCUGACCUAUCUUUUCGUAUUUAUUUGUGAAUCAGAGAGAACCCUUUAACAUCAUCCUGACAAAACUGUUUUAUAGAAUUUCUCACCUGAGCUGUAUUUAGGUUUAUUCAUGUUUAAGGGAAGUGACUGUUACUACUUUAGACUAGUAUCAUUAUCCUUUUGUCAUCACAGGUUGGAAAAAAACGUAUAUAAGAAAGAAAUUGGUUGUAAAUAAGAUUUCACUUAAAUUAUAUAACACUGAAAACUGGAGAGAAAAUAUUAAAAUAUUAGAGCCAAAAUCACAUUAAAUGACUUGGAAAGGGGAAGGAAGAAUGCUCUGCCACUGCUGUGUUGUAACUUCUUGCUAGUUAUGUUAUCUACUUGUCACAUACUUCUACACAGUUAACCCUUUUGUUAUCAUAUUUCUCUUGAAAUAUGCUGCCUUUGUUGCCAAUUUAUUUUGAAAAUAAUGAAGAACUUACUGAUAUAACCUUAUUGUUAUUAAGCUGGUGUUUGGAACAUGAAUUAAAAUGGAAUUUUGGUGGAAGGUUUAGUUUAGAUCACUUUAAAAUGAAGAAUUUAUGCCAUAGAACCAGGGACAGUCUCAGGCAGGUUUGUAUCAAAGGGGUUAAACAUGUUCUAUGAUAAUUAUAAUUUUUAAGAAACCGUCAUUUUGUUGUUGUUUUACAAAGAACAUGACAAAUCGUUGUGUGUUUUCUACUAAUUUUUGCAGUGGCAACAUUUAUUAGUCCUCUUCCUCUUUCACUUCCCUCACAUAAAUGUGUAAAUAGUUUCUGCAAUCUAAGCUUGGUGUUGUAAACAAAAUUUCAACCCAGCAUUUGGUGGGGUAGGGGGAACAUUUUGUCAAUUAUUGUAUUCACUGCUCCUCAUAUAAAUGUAUAAUUUGUCACAAUAAAAUCACACCAACAUUUAUUGAAUGAAAGAUUUU